Messenger RNA from Pocillopora damicornis (cauliflower coral), 1723 nucleotides. RefSeq lists its product as uncharacterized. Gene Ontology annotation, cellular component: MLL1 complex; NURF complex. The record is from RefSeq and is a predicted model, not a curated record. NCBI's taxonomy places the organism in Eukaryota, Metazoa, Cnidaria, Anthozoa, Scleractinia, Pocilloporidae.
GGUCUGGUAAGUAGUUGUUCUCCAAAGUGGCGGUGAGAACAAACGGUAUGGUUGCAGAGAUUCCUUAAUAUUUCUUCUCGAAAUACCCCUAAUUUUGUGCCAUUUACAAAUUUUGUCACUUUUGAUAUGUGAUGAAGUGAUCAGAAGAUUUCAAAGAUGAGCUCAUCUGCAUCAAAGGUUGCAGAGAUUUUUACGGCUGCUGGGGAAGCUUUCUCACAUUUGGGUGAGUUAACAAUGCAGCUGCAUCCACUGAAUAAUGAUACUGCCACGUCACCCUUGACAACAACUACAAGCAACAGUGGCAAGUGGGGAGAUGAAGAAAUUGAAAUGUUAAGAAGUGCAGUCAAGAGGUUUGGAGAUGACUUGAAGAAGAUCAGUGGGCAAGUGAAAAGCAAGUCUGUGGCACAAAUAAAAUCUGCAUUGAAGAGAAGGAUUCAUGAACAAGAAAAUUCCCCACUGAAUACACAGAAAGCAAAGAGUAAAAUUUCUCAACAAGCAUCUUUGAGCAGUGAAUCCCAAAGCAAGAAGCGGAAAACAGAGCAAGCGUCAGUAAGCUCACAUGCUGAUCCAUUGUCAACGUUAUCAUCAGCUAUACCUAGCACCAUUGUUCCUGCGGUAGAUCUGCUGCCUGGAGGUUCUCCAUUAAAACCCAAUGGUGCCUCUGAUAAUGAUGUGGAUAUUGUUGGAAUAUUUAGUAGUGGUGAUCAGGAUGCUGUCUUUCCUGAAAUGCCAGGAGCUUUAGGACCACUUGAAACCCAGAUUGCAGAUGAAAUUUUGUCUACAAUGUGAAUUGCUGGCACAUGUGUUUGUUUGCGUUUCUUCUUAGAAGAGAAAGGGAAGAGAAAGAAAGAAGGAAGAUAAAGGGAAAUGUUCAGUGAUACAUUUUUCUCCUUGGGAUACAAAAUGUGUACAGGAUAGAGCUAAAACAAGACAGUAUUCUUGUGAGACAACACACAUGGGGAGAGAUCUUGCUCUUUCACUUUCUAUCAGAUAGGAACUGUUAGGAAAAGUUUUUAUCAUGAACUUGGUGUGGUUGAUUUAACAUUGCUGAUUGAUGUAAUUUUAGGCACAUGUUGUAAUGGAUAUAAUUGAACCUAAUGACCAUACCUGUGUGACACCUGGAUAACUAUUUGUUAAGCUCUGGUUUUUUGAAGGAUGGAUAAUACAACCUUGUGAAAUCAUUCCCAUCCUGUUUAUAGAUAGUGUACAGUAGUAUAUAUACCGGUAACUUUGAAAUGAAGGCAAUGGCCAUUGAAAUUGAUGUGGCUACAAAACCUAGUUUUGGUGAAAAUGAGAAUGGGUGAAGGGAAUGCUAGAUCUUUACUUAUUGGGGGAAAAGAAAAAGGCAACUUAUGAUUUCCUAGCAGAGCUCUUCAGUAAGUUUCUUCAGGCUUGGCAUGGUCUGCAGCAGUAUGUGGUAGUAUGCAGUAGCACAGUAGUAUGUUUUGUUCUGUCUUUUUUGCUGAAUAGAGGUUAAUUAGUUGGACAUCUGUUGAAAAACUGAAGGUGGUUGGAUAACUAUCAACUGAUCAGUGCUAACAAAACAAACAGGGCAGGUAACCUCCCUCCCUCCCUCCCAAAUUUAUGGGGGUAUACAAGUAAGAGUAUGUCAAAAGACAAAGAGUGCAAAUUAACUUGAACUUUUAUUACUUCAUAAUUUAUUUCCUAAACUACUUGUAUCUGUUAAUUUAAAAAUAAUUCUCUUUUGUUUGUUAUGAGUUGA